AUAAAAAUUCUGUGUAAAAAUCAAUUUUAUAGUGUUAUGUAGUAAAAUUUUGAUAUUGUAAUUUAUUUUACGUCCAGACUGAUUUAUAUUUAUUCUUGUUCAGAAAAAGAUUUAUACUGAAUUGUUGUUUUCUAUUUAGUAGUUAUUACUAAUUAACAGUUUUAAUAGGUUUUGUGACACCAGUGUAAAUAUUUUUUAGCUUGUUAUCAAAUUAUUUAAGUGAAACAUUAUAAGCAUUCGAGGCGCCAAAAACUAAGCAGGAUGGCGUCUUUGCCUUCCCCUAAUGAUGUAGCUGGUAAUCAUUAUCCUAUAUACGACGCUUUCUAUAAUAUGGUUGAUCCUACAAACAAAGGUAAUGUUGGUGCAAUAGACGCAGCAAAUUUUCUAAAGAAAUCUGGUCUAUCUCAAGUUAUACUUAGUCAGAUAUGGGACUUAUCUGAUCCAACAGCCAAUGGUUUUCUGACAAAGCCUGGAUUCUUUGUAGCCCUUAAAUUGAUAGCAUUAGCUCAAGCUGGACAAAACCUAUCAAUAAGCAAUAUUACUCAACAAUUACAACCACCCAAUAUGGGAGAAGCAUCAAAAUUAGUUGCAAACAAAGUUUCAGGUUUAGUAACCCCUUCUUCUAAUAUAAAUGACUGGUCAAUGAAACCUGCUGAAAGAUUGAAUUAUGAUAAAAUGUUUGAAUCUUUAAGGCCUUUAAAUGGAACAGUAUCUGGAGAUAAAGUCAAAGGAUUACUGAUUGAUUCAAAGUUAUCAGUUGAUACAUUAGGUAAAAUUUGGGAUUUAGCUGACAUGGAUAAAGAUGGUAAAUUGAAUCAACAUGAAUUUGCAGUGGCAAUGCAUUUAGUUUACAAGGCUUUAGAAAAAUAUGCAAUACCCGCUGUUUUACCUGCAGAGCUUUUACCAUCUACUAAAAGAAAAACAUCUAUUGUAACAGCCUCACCUAUUCCAAUAUUACCAGUGCUUCCGUCAUGCACUUCUAAUAAUCUAGUCAAACAACUUCCAGUAAGACCAAUUAGUCCAUCUACUGAAACACUAACAUCAACAUGGGUUGUUACUGCCGAUGAUAAAUCUCGUUAUGAAUCUAUGUUUAUAGAAUCUGACAAAGAUUUAGAUGGUUUCGUUUCUGGAUCUGAAAUCAAAGAUAGAUUUUUAAAAACUGGUAUACCCUCAUCAGUAUUAGCUCAUAUAUGGAGUUUAUGUGACAUUAAGCAACAAGGAAAAUUAGAUAUAGAUCAGUUCUGUUUAGCCAUGUGGUUUGUUGAACGAAAAUUAAAAGGAAUUAAUCCUCCUCAUGAACUUUCUGCUGAUAUGAUGCCACCAAGCUGUAGAAAUAAUAGUCAAAAUAAUACUACUAUUGCAGGUAAUGAAAUGUCUCAAAUAUAUUCGAACCCCGAAUUAAAUAUGAUUCAAAAAGAUAUUGAUGAAUUAGUUAAAGAAAGAUUAACUUUAGAAACUGAAAUUACUCAAAAGGAUGCUGACUUAAAAAUUCGUCUUGGUGAAGUCAAAAGUUUACAGAGUGAACUUGAUACCUUAUCUGCCACCUUGAAACAACUUGAAAAUCAAAAAGGUGAAGCUCAAAAACGGCUAAAUGAUCUUAGAAAUCAGACUGAGUUGGUAGAAAGUCAGAUUAAAGACAUCAAUCGAAAAGUAAAAGAUGAACAAGUACAGGUAGACAGUCUUCGUAAACAAUCUGAAGACCAAGAAAAUUUAUUAAAAAGUCAGGAAUCAGAACUUGCUUCUAAAAAACAAGAACUCGAUGAAUUAAAAUCACAAGAACAUAAACUUGAAAACGAACAAACUGAAAUGAGCUUAAAAUUAGAAAAAAUGAAUAAAUUAUUACAAAACUCACAAUUACAAAUUAGUCAAAUAAAAAAUAAAGUAAACCAAAUAGAAGAAAAUAAAUAUCAAAUGGAAAAUAUUAUUGAAUCUACUGAAAAAGCAUUAGCUGAAGGAAAUCUAUAUGCCAUACCAGACUCUUUAUUAUCAUUGAACUUAGAAUUUCGUGAUAUAGAAUGUAGUAAAUUGCUUGGAAAAAUUGAUGAUGAUAAAAAUAUGUUCGAAAAUGUGAAUGGUUUUACUUCUGCAGAUCAAUCUAAUAACUCUUUUAAAACUGAUUUGUUUGCAAAUAAUGAUGCUUUCUCUGCAAACAAUAAAUCGGAUGAUUUUUCGCAUGAUCCAUUUACUUCAUUUGAUGACUCCCGAGCUAGAAGUCAAAGUACUGAUCCAUUUGGAGGCGAUUCAAAUACAUCAAAAUUGUCUAAUAGACAAGAAGAUAAAGAUGCUUUUGGUUGUGAUCCAUUUGCUAUUUUACAUGCUCCUACUCGACCCAGUUCUGCUCCCCCUCAACAAAGACCUGAGAGUCCAACCCCAGCAUUACCUCCAAAAAAAGGUAAACAACCACCACCAAGGCCAGCACCACCAAGGCCAGCUCCAUACACCCCUUCAUCACAAACAAAUUCGUCAACUAUUUCUGAGUUUGCUGAUUUUUCAAACUUCAACAGCAAGUUUUUACAGAGCACAAAAACAGAAGCAAAAAUUCAAUUACAAUCAAAUAGUUUUGAAUUUACUGAAGACCCAUUUAAGGACUAUAGAUAUGAGGAUCCUUUUAAGAUUGAUCCAUUUUCGGAUACUGGAUUUGAAACUGAUCCAUUUGGAGAUGGAGCAUUUUCUUCAGAUGACUGUCAAAAAAUUAGAAUAAGUGAUGAACAAUUUGCAUGGGAAGCACAAAAAAAGUUUAGAAUAGAAGAAGAAAAAGCAAGGUUAGAACAAGAGAAAGCAGACUUUGAACUGGCAUUAAGAUUAAGUAAAGCCACAACAACUAACAAUAGAUCAAAAAUAUUAUUAUAGCUGAAUUAUAUAUAUAUAUAUGAACAUCUACCAAAAAUAUAUUCUGUAUUAUUAUAUGUUUAUUAUACAAUACUCCUAUGGAUUUUUUAUAACCAUUUUAUCUUUAUUAUUAUUUUUAUAUAAACAGUAUAUCAGUUGAUUAUUUUUUUAUAAUUAUUUUUUUGUUCUAUUUAGCUGUAAAUGGUUUUUCUUAUGUAUCACUAUAGAAGUAUUGAAAAUGUUUAAUCUUCAUUAGUCAUAAUUAUUAAUAUAUGUUGAUUUAUUUUUGUGCCUACAAUAACAACAGGACACAAGCAAUAAGUAUAUAAUAACUAUGGUAAAUAGUAAUUUUAACUUUGUACAGAAUCAAGCUUUAAGUUUUCAUUUAAUGGCCAAAGUGAACUUUUAACCUAUGGUAUACUAAAAAAAAAUGUUAGUGGUUAAAUGUUAUCCUACUUUAAAAUUAGUUUUAAAAAAGCACAAUGUUAUUAUAGUAGUAUUCAAAAAAGCUUUUACAUAACAUAGUUCUGAGUUUAUGGCCUAUCAAUUUUAUAGGUCAAGCACAUUUUUAUUUAUUUUUAUUAAUAUUACUAAAUUUUGUUAAUUGUUAACUACUGUUAAAAAUUAUUUGUUCACUAAUGAUAUUUAAAUUAAAUUAUGAUAAAUAAAAUGAAUAAAUUGUACAAAUUUUCAAUUAAAUUGUAAAUUUUAAGUAUGAAUUGAAUAUCACAUUGUUUAUUAUACUUAUUUUCCUCUUUAAGUUGAAAUAUUGUGUCAUAAUUUUUUUGCCAUCUGUUAAUCAUAACUAAAAUAUCUAUUCUAAAUGUUUCCUUAUUGGUAUUAAAUUACUCAGUUAUUAAUUUAUAAUAUUAAUAUUCUUAAUGUAUAAUGAUAAAAUAUUUAAAAUGUUUCCUUAAUAUAUCUGAAUUAUAUUUUAAAUCUAAGUUUUUAUUGUUAUCAAAAAAUGCACUAACCUUUAAAUCUACUACUACAAAUUCUUCAUCUAUUCCUACAGUAAGUUAGGUUAAGAAUUUAAUUUAAAAUAUCUUUAUAAAAUAAUGAAAUGGACUAGUUAAUGUAAUGGAUAUAUAUUAUUGAAUAAUCGUCAGAGCUGUAUUUAAGAUAUUAUUGUUAGAUGGCUAAACUAUUUUUUUAGGGUCGCUCUUUAUAUAAUAUCCAUGUGCAAUUAGUCUUCAACAUUUUUUAAUUAACUUAUAGUGUAAAAUGUUUUUAUUUCUUAUCAAUGUCCGUAUUCAAAUCAAAGUUAUCAAUUACUUCAACCUUUCAGUAAAUUAAGUAAAACUCAAAUUAGAAAAAUCUUCUAUGAUAAGACCUUUUGUUGUUAUUAUUUAAGCUAAUAGUGAAUUAUUUUCAAAGGAAAACUACCUAGAUUAAAAUUAAAUAUUUUAAUCAACUGAAUGUAAACAAUAUUUGUAGGUUUUUUUCCAUGACAUUGAGAUUUGCCCCGAAGGAAUUUUAGGGGAGCUAUUGUAAAUUCAAGCCACUCCAUAAAUACGGCCCUGAUUAUAGUAUUAAAUUCAAGUUUUAUUUUUGACUGUACUUAAAUAAUAUUUUGUCUUGUCAUGGUUUUAUAAACCGCUAUUAAUAAUUUUUUUUUUAUGUAUAAAUAUAAUGUAAAAACACUUAUAUUUGUAACUAAAUUUCAAAACAAUAUUAUCAUGUUGAACAUGAGAAAAUGAUCUAUUUAGAGUGUUAACAAGAUGACACUUAACUUAUAUGUUCUAAUGACAUUGUAUUACUAUAAAUAUGUGUAACAGUUAUAAACCUUCUCAAACAGAAAUUUUUGUUAAGUAUUAGCAAUGGACGAAGUAUUGCACCAGUACUGGCAACUGACCAUUUAUUAUCACGUAAUACAGUAGUAUACUCUUUAGUAUGGGAUAGCAAACCAGUAUACUGGCUUGCGUCUCUUCUAAGUACUGAGCCAGUAUUGACUGACAAUUACUGGCAGAAUACUGAUCAUACAAAACCUCCAGUACAGAUCUGUUAGUAUUGGUCCAGUACUGGUAGCAACCACCAAACCCAACCCAACCAGAACUGCCAGCACUGUUGUAGCACUGCGCCUCUUGUUAAUUUCUGAUAGGACCUUUGUUCGUUGUUUAAUUGAGUCCGACUUUCAAAAUAAUUAUUUUAGCUAAUAUAUUGUGAAAAAUUUAGUAUGUACUUACUUCUAUGCCAUGUUAUUUUUCAUCUAAUAUAAUAGUAUGUAUGAUACUAAAAUAAUAAAGUACCAUCAUCAUA
Daktulosphaira vitifoliae (grape phylloxera) is the source of this 5088-nucleotide messenger RNA. RefSeq names its product epidermal growth factor receptor substrate 15-like 1 (gene Eps-15). NCBI's taxonomy places the organism in Eukaryota, Metazoa, Arthropoda, Insecta, Hemiptera, Phylloxeridae. Gene Ontology annotation, molecular function: protein binding; calcium ion binding. The coding region runs from base 262 to 2850 and encodes 862 amino acids. The transcript is spliced from 20 exons. Gene Ontology annotation, biological process: endocytosis; endosomal transport. The record is from RefSeq and is a predicted model, not a curated record. Gene Ontology annotation, cellular component: cytoplasm; plasma membrane.